This is a messenger RNA of Spodoptera litura, 1387 nucleotides long. RefSeq lists its product as uncharacterized. The record is from RefSeq and is a predicted model, not a curated record. NCBI's taxonomy places the organism in Eukaryota, Metazoa, Arthropoda, Insecta, Lepidoptera, Noctuidae.
AAUAAUUAGGUUCAUAAAAACUAAAAAGAAAGUUGGUAUAACGUACUAAUACCCCGUGACUAACAAACGAUUAACAUUACAGUCACUAAAAAACUAUUGUGACGUCACGCUACUCAACAAACGGAAAAGACAAAAUAUUUUUAAUAAAUCGCGAAACAGUAUCAACAUUAUACAAUAGAACACACCUGUCCUACUGAUAACAGUAUCACGAACGAUAAGAGUAUGUGUAUAUGGUUAAAAACUCAGAAACAUCAGUGAGCCGUCGCAUGCGCAAAGACGCACUCGCCACCAUGUCGAGAAAGACCAGACCAAAAGAGGAUGUCGAGCUCAGUGAAGUGAAAGUGGAGACUAUGAGGAGCAAGAAACGAAGAGACCCUGAACAAGAAAUCUCUAUUAAGGAAAAACCUGAUCUGAGAGUAACGAAAGCUUUAGACAAAUCUAAAAACUAUGCAUAUGACAAUAAAGCUUAUAUUGGUAGUGCGAACAGUGUGAAUGAUGUGCGGUCCCACGUGAGCCACGACCCCCCCACAGGUGUUUACCGAGAGCAGUACUGGGCCUGCUCCAAGUGGUCGUGGCCGAAGAAAGCGGUGGCCAUAGGAGUGGGAGUGCUGCUAGGAGCCGGCAUUGUUCUCCUUAUUUCCUUGUUGCUGACUAUGAACAAGGAAGGUGAAGACACCUUCUCACAAAUGUUCCUGGCUUCAGCUCCCGACUAGUGAAGAGGAAGGAGAUCCAUUGUGGUUUACAGUUCACGAUAUUAAUCAGAAAGUGACAAUUUGAAAACUAUGAAUUUGUCAGAUGUGAAUUACUCAGAAGCGUCAUAGGAGUGUCGCUGACCAGUUGGCGCUAGUGAGGUGUAAGUCUUAUGAGGCCCUAUGAUAUGCCCAGUGACCUUAGCCAUCAAUAAGUGCUAAAACAUAAAGAUAAGAACACUAGGAAUAGGGGUAAGAGGAAGACGAACGCUUAUUCCACUAAAGAUGGGUCAGACAGAUACCUACGCACAUUAAAUGUGCUAAAUAGCUAAAAAUGAGGAAUCUUUCUAUUGGACCAUAGAUUUACACCACAUUAGCACCUCCAAGAACGCAGUAACUCUCAUGUUUGUGUCUUAGAUUUAAGUGAAUUGUGAUCUACGUCAUAGAAAUAAGUAGGUGAAAGAGUGCACAAAUUCUUAAUUUUUUUUCAAUGAAAAAUCAAAGAGUUUGUAUGUUUCUUGAUAAGUUAAACCUAAUCCACUAGAAGCUACAGUGAUAUCGCCAGAAUGUUUUGAAAUUAUGGAUUGUUCAGGUUUCUUAUUUAAUUAAGUAAAUACUAGGACCCCGUGUUCAUAGUUCAUGAUCUCUGACGAUACGACUGAAAGACGUAUGGUGCCAAUUAUAAUGUUAGAAACUAA